Molecule: messenger RNA, 6938 nt
Organism: Cinara cedri
Lineage: Eukaryota; Metazoa; Arthropoda; Insecta; Hemiptera; Aphididae
Source: the annotation of a GenBank genome assembly
CUGUAGUACCGUUUUCAUCUCGUGUCGUGCCGUCCGCGCACCGACACUCCUCGAGAACGUAGCCGCCGACAAUCUGACAUCACAGUAUCAAAUGUACACUCGCAGUCGCGCGUCGUAGUCAUCGCCAGCCCACUUAUCUAUAGUCGCCGUCGCACCCGUUUCCGACCGACACAUCCGCACGAGACAUUAUCAACAAUUAUCAUUAAACAGGCGAUAGUCGGCAUUCCGUAUUUCCGCUUUGCAGUUCGCGAUCUCACCAUAUUGGUUACGGACGUGCGGGAUUCGCGUCGACCCUUUUACUGUUGUUCCACCGCGAUCGGUGUUACACGCGCUCAGUGCCAGCGUGAAUCGUAGCUCGCUGAUUAUUAAUUAAUAAUAUUAUCGCCAGCAGUCGUUUUGCGUUAAACGAGAAUCCGUCGCGCACACACCAUGGCCAAGAAGACGUAUGAUCUGUUGUUUAAACUGUUGCUGAUCGGCGAUUCGGGUGUGGGCAAGACGUGCAUCCUGUUCAGGUUCUCGGACGACGCGUUCACCACGACGUUCAUCUCGACAAUCGGUGAGAGACAUUAAAGGAUACAUAAAUGUAAUUUCCAGGAUAAAAAAAAAAAACCGUAGGCACGUCACUACUUUGUCUCCUUCGCGGGCCCGCCGCUGUUGAUCGUUUUUGUCAAUCGGAAUAUCCCGGGCGUCGAUGCACAAUGCACAUUCCGCUGUGUAUUACUCACGUUGCCCUUCGGCCUGCACCUCUCUGCCUCCGUUUUUCUAAUUUAUGUGAUGCCUACCUUUUUUUGUAUCUGUUGCUGCCCCGGCCCCCGCCCCCGCCCCCCACACAAAUAAUAAACGUUACCCGGUUACCUUUAUACAAAAAGUAUUACAUCAUCCGAGUUCAAGACCGUAUCUUCGGGUUUAGACAUCUAAUAUCAGUCCGUUACGCGACGACCUUGUGAUUUGUUUUAAAGUUGACGUGAACAAAGUACCUAUUAUUUCGUACGAGUGGUGUAAACUCAGCGAUUUGUUAUUUACUGAACCCAAACAUAGGGUCAAAAUAAUAAAAUAUUGCUCAUUUUUCAUCUACUAACAACAGGAUAGGUUUCUUGUUCAUGAAAUCCGUUGAUAUUUUUUAAAUAUUAUUACCACCUAGGUAUAAUACCUAUAAUACAUAGUACAUACAACUCUCUGUACCUACUUACCCAAGAUUAAUUUACAUCCGAGGUUAAAUAUUAUUAUUGUAGUAGGUAGGUUAUUGGUAACCUAUUAAUUGCUAUUGAAUUAUUUUCAACGUGAAAUAUUGUGGAUUAAGUUAAUAUAUUAUUUUGUGGAAUGCAAUUUAAAGUGAAUUAUUGCAUUUCAAAUGAUAUCUUUAUUUUAUCGAGGUCGAUUGCAUUUAGUUGUGCGAUUACAGUGAUGUAAUAAGCACUUUAUUAGUAAUAAUUUUAUUUUAAAUGUCAAUCUAUGAUCAUUUUUUUUUUUUUAUAAUUCCAAGAAAAUCUAUUCAAUUAUUUUCUUUGUUAUUUUAAUAUGUUAUUUCAAGAUUGAAGAUCAUUUACCUACCUAUAAUAAAAACAGAGGUUUACCUACUGUAUAACAAAAAGGAAAAUAUAUACCUAGAGCAGGUGUAAAGUCCUUCAACUUUGCCUACCAUUAUCAUUUAAUGUAUUUAUUUAAAUAAAAAUUAAAUUAAAUAGACAUCGUUAAAAUAAUUACUUAUAUUUACUACCCAUGUGAGCUGUCAGUCGUGUAAAACUAGAUUAAUAACUUCCUAUUUGUACUUAACAUUAAAUAUUCAAGCUCGUAGAAUACUUAGUAAGUUUUUUGAAAAUAUGUUUUAUUCACGUGUUUACUUACUUUAUGCUAAACAUUUUUGAUAAAAACUACAUACCUAUAAAAUGUUUGCCUGUAUAAUAUUUUCAAUCAUAAAAUAAGGUACUAUAUCAGUAUUUACCUAUUUACCUACAUUGAAUAUAUUUAAUGUUCACUUCACAUUAAGUUGUUUAUAUUGAUAAAUUAUUUAGAUGGGUUUAUUGAAAAAACAUAGAUUUUGGAUUAUUGAAGGUACUGAGUAUCUAAUCUUUAUUCGUGGGAAAACUAAAUUACCACAAUUUAAUAUGAAAAAUAAAAGAGGAGAUCAGUAUUUUUAUUAUAUAAUAGACAUUUUUAUUUUUAUCUACCUACCUCUACUCAAUUUUGUUCCAUAUCAUAACAAAUUUUAUUUGUUAGAUAAUAAAUUUUAAAAGUGGCCAGUUUAAUAAUAGUGAGAAUAAUAGGUACAAAAGAAAUGUAGUCUAUAUAAUUAUGUAUUACCUAUUUACAGAUACUAUGGAAUUGAUACCUAGGUAUAUUAUUUUACAUAUUUUAUGCUUUUUUUUUUUUAUAUUAUAUAACAUAAUAUUAUAUAUGUAUAUUACAAUAUCCACAGCAUAUCUACUAAUAUAAUAUUCAUAAGCAUGUGCAGAGCAUCCAGUUGGAAUAAGCAAAACAUUUUAUAAGAGUACAAUGACCUACCUUGUCUAUAAUCAGUUGGGUACACAGUUGUUGACACCAAAGUCGGAAUUUAAUAUUCACUAGGAAGUAGGAUUAUUAUUUAUUAAAUAUCUAUAUCUUAAUACAUUUUGGUAUGGUUUUCUAAUGAAUAGUAAAUUAAUAGGUCAAACUGUGUAGAAAAUUACCUACUUUAAUUUAUUACCAAUUAUUUAUAGCAUUAUAGUAGGUACAUAUUUAAGUAUUCAUUUACGUAUUACAUUUAAAAGUAUUAAAAAUCGACCAAAAACAUAAUAAUGUUAAUGAUAAAAUACCUAUGUAGGUACCUACUUAGGGGGUAAAUCACUUAUAAAUACUGUGUACUCCAGAUUCCAGAAUACCUUGGUUUUUCCAAUGAUUAUCAAGAUUUCUUGUAAGAUUACCAAACAUGUGAACACUGAUUUCCAUUAGUGUUAUCCUCUGUACCUACUUAAAGUAUUUCACUUUAAAUUUCUUUGUUCAAUGUGAAAUACAUAAAAAUAUCAACAAGUUUCUAAAUGUAUAAUUGGUAUAAAUUGUUUUUUUAUUGCUUUUGAUUAAGUACUUAAUACAUUGUUUAAAUUUAAUAAUAUAAUAAUACAUCUACACCUGUUCAAUUUUUAAAUUAUUUAUUAAUAACUAUUUGUGUAACAGAAUAAAAUUUAAAUAAUGGAACGUAGGUAAUAAAAGAAUUGAACAUACAAUAAUUAAUUUAUACCAUAAAUAGAUAUCUGACAAUUGUAUUUUAUCUAAAUCAUUGUUAGUAAAAAUGUUAGGUAUCUAGGUAUUUAAUAAUGAAAACAGAAAAAUUAAUUAUUCUAGUAGUUCUUAUAAUAUCUCUGUUAAGAGGACUAAGCCACCAAAGUUUUAUCCAUCAUUAUCUAUUGCACAAAAACAAUCACGUCCUCAAAGAUCAUAAAUUACUGGGAAGUAUCUUUAAAGCUAAGCACUUAUAAUUUAUUUGAAAACAAAUAAUAUUUUUGAGGAUAUUAAAUAAUAAUAAUUAAAUACAUUUUUUUUUAUGAAUGUGAUCUUUAGUUAUUUGUAUAACCGAAGAAAAAAUAGUAUUAUUUAUUAAUUAUAAGAUUAAUAAGUUAUUAAUUGUUACCCCAAAAAAAAAGGUAUCUAUUCAUACCUAAUACAAAUAUUGCUACAAGUUGUCUUCAAAGACUAGAAAAUAUCGUUACUUUUUAUUGGUUUGUUUCCACUAUAAUAAAUAUGAAUGAUAAACAUAAUAAACCUUGAUGUCUAUAUGACAUCAAGUUGAUUUACUUUCAAAGUAUGUAGGUAUAAAAUGUAGAACAUUUUAUUUAUUUUAUGUAUCUAUAAAGACUAUAAAAGCAGAUUACAUUUUUUUUUAUGUAUACUUAUAUUUGAAUUUAUAUUUUAUUAUCAGUAUGUUAAUGCUAAAACGGUUGUGACUGAUUAAAAGAAAUUCCCCUCCCCCUCCCUCUUAAAAAUGAAAUUAAUAAUUUACUAAAACUUUUCAUGAAAUUUGAAUAAACCCUCAAUUAUAAUUCUUUUUAAUUUAAUAAAUACAUAUCUAAAUACAAUAAUUUAUUUUCAGGUAUUGAUUUCAAAAUUAAAACAGUUGAACUUCAAGGGAAAAAAAUAAAACUUCAAAUUUGGUAAGAAUUAAAUUUUAAUAUUAAGAUUAUUUUCAUAUUACUUAUGGUUGUUGUUGUGUCUGGUUAUUUAGUUUAUUAUGCACAUAGUUAUAAAGUAUAGGUAUGAAAUUUUACUUAGGUCAUAAAUAUGAUAAACAAAUUGUUUGUAUCACAAUAUAAAACUCCAAUCUUAUAUUAUAAAUGUUCAAAUGGACUUUUUUUUUUAUAAUUAUGGGUAUUUAGUAUUAUAAGAGGUAUUAUAUUUUAUGUUAGUAAUUAGGAAUAAUUGUAUUUUAGGGAUACAGCAGGACAGGAACGAUUCCACACUAUAACUACAUCCUACUAUAGAGGAGCUAUGGGAAUUAUGUUGGUAUAUGAUAUCACAAAUGAAAAAAGUUUUGAAAACAUAGUUAAAUGGCUACGAAAUAUCAAUGAGGUGAGUUUUUAUUUAUUUUUUACAAAUUUUCAAUCCGUAUGCAUGUUUUGGCAUGAUAAUCAGAUCAUAUUGGCUUGUGUCCAUAACAAAAUGUAAAUACAAACAGCAUAAAUAUUGAAAAAAUAAAAAAUAAGUUAUAUAGCUUAUGGCAAUAACCAUUAGGUAUUUAAAUUAAGUUAGUUUCAUCUAAACGAUUAUUAAAUAACUUUUGUUUGACAUAAGAUAUUAUUUUUUUUAAUAUUAAAUAAAUUUUAAGAGUUGGUGUUUGUAUUUUUAAAUGCAUUUAUUAUUGUAUUUAAAAAUUAAAACUAAUGGUGUACCUAUAUUAUUAGUCAAUGUGAUUAUUUAAAUGAAUCAAAUAAAUGAAAAAAACUUUAAAGCCAUUAUUUCAUUUAUAUAAAACCAAACACCGACCUCUUAAUACAAACAUGAUUAGCUUUAGGUUUAUUAAAAUAUCAGUACUCAACAUACUACUAUUUGUGAGUAUGGAAGUAUUUAAUUUAGAUCUUACCUUAGUGGCACAUAGCUGGUUCAAAGUAUUUACCUCAAGAAUUCUUAAAAAUGCAUAUAUUUGUUAUAUGUUGUAAUUUAUUACAACAUCAAACCUAGUUUUAAUGGAAUAAUAUUCAUUGUAAAACAAUUAUUUGUAAAUUAAAUUAUAUAAAUAGGUAUAUAUUAGAUUUAUAAUAGGUACUUAUUAAUUUUAUACAUUAAAUUUAAUAUUUAUUCUUUAAAAUAAUAUUAAUUGCUAUUUAAUUACUCGUGUAUUUUUUUUCAGCAUGCUAAUGAAGAUGUAGAAAAAAUGAUUUUAGGAAAUAAAUGCGAUAUGGAAGAUAAACGUGUUGUGGUUAAGGGCCGAGGUGAAGGAAUCGCUCGUGAACAUGGUAUUUCUUUUUUGGAAACUUCUGCAAAAGCUAAUAUAAAUAUAGAAAAAGCAUUUACCGAACUCACAUUAUCAAUAUUGAACAAGACCCCUGGACGUGAACCUACUGACGUACCUGAAAAGAUUAAUAUCGAUAGAAAAUCAGAUAGAUUGUCUAAUCGGUGUUGUUGAGUAGCAAGUAUUAAUACAGACAAUUUUUAAUGAAUACUAUCAUAAUUAACAGAUUUUUGUGAAACACCAAGAUGAACAGUUCUGCUAAGCCCUCUAUGAUAAAACUAUACGUACAAUGUUGUUUGUAUUGUGUACUUUUAAACCUUUUUAUUUUUUUUAAGACCUAUUAGACAAAAUAUCAUAUAAUUUAAACGCCUAGCAUAAUUGUUGUCUGUAAAGCUGUUCCUUAUCAUACAAAGAAAAAUAUAUUAUAUAAAUAUUUAUGUUACCAUUAAUAGUAAUACUUAAUUGUUUUAAUAAAAACGAGAUAAUCAUGACGUCAUCGUAAUUGUCUAGAGAUUAAUGUAAGUGGCUUAUAAACCACAAAAUUGUAUUGGUUGUCCUCGGGUGGAAGUUAAUUAUUAUUACUUUUUUUUUGUAAAACCCUAUUUAUCAAUUUAAACAUAAUAAAUGAGUGAGCUAAUUUCAUGUAGGGUUGUAAUAAAUUGUAAGAUUGUUGCUUAUAAGCUCAAAGCGUUCAUAAUGGGCUGUAAAAAAAAAAAAAAUUCAAUUAUCCAAUUUACCUUACUACUAAAAUAUAAAUAUUUUUGUACAAAUAAUAUUUAAUAAAGUAAUUUCAAUGGGCCUUCGGUUGAGUGUACACCUAUGCAGUGCGGCAGAGCCGCUGCUAUAGAUCCUAUUUUUCUGCCUACCUAUAUAUUUGUGUCCUGUUAUAAGAUUGUUGACAGCUCUAUGGUGACAGCGCUGUUGCACCGCUUAGAUGUACGCUCAGUCUAAUACUGUAUUAUUUUGUAUUCCGUUUUGCUUCUAGUGUUAUAAUAUAUUUUUUAUCGCAAUUUUUUUUGUUGUUGAUUUAUUAUUAAUUUUAAAAUAGGUAUAAAAAAAACACUCGAAUUUGGCUGCAUUUGCAACUUGUUUCUUAUUCUUUGUUUUUUUUUAGCGGCUUGUUAUGUUAUAUAAAUAUAAUAUGUUUUGUGUUAAUGAAUAACAAUAUUUUUUAUUUCACUUUAUAUCCUAUGCAAGUUUUUAAUAAGGUACAUAUGUCUUAUAUUGUGUUAAUUCUUUAAUAAAUGUUUUUAAUACUCUUUUAGAUACAACUGGUUAUUUUGACUUUAUUAAAAAUUACUCAUUAAAUCUCAUAAUUGUAUGUUUAUUUCGUACAUUUGACACUGUAAAUUAGCACUGAAACUUGUGCAAAAGCUUAAUCAUACUGAGAAUUAAUGUAUUUGGUAUCUAUUAUUUUUUCCCCCUAAACACGUAUACUAACUUUACGUAUUAUAUGCGUAUAAAAUAUCAUCGGUGUUGAAAAUAAUAUUACAGUAUGUUAUGUAAAAACAUCAAACCA